Molecule: messenger RNA, 2068 nt
Organism: Cydia pomonella (codling moth)
Lineage: Eukaryota; Metazoa; Arthropoda; Insecta; Lepidoptera; Tortricidae
Exons: 1
Coding region: 690-1631 (313 amino acids)
Biological process (GO): DNA integration
Molecular function (GO): nucleic acid binding
Source: RefSeq, a predicted model, not a curated record
GAUGACCUCAGCAUCUCCACACUAUGGUGGACAGGUCCAGAUUUUUUGCAUCAUUCCAUUAUUCAAUUUUCUAUGACACCUAAUACAAACGCAGAUAAUCUGCCAAAAGUGUCAUUGCAUACAAACGCACAGGCAAACAUAAACGAAAAUGAAAAUCUUAUAACUAAACUUAUCACUAAUAAUUCAAAACUUACAAAACUAAUACGAAUCGUAGCAUAUAUUUACAGAUUUAUACAUAAUUGCAAAAAUAAAAAUAAUAAAAGCACAUCAAAUUUAACAUAUACAGAAAUAAAAUCAAGUAAAACUAAACUUCUACAACUCGCACAGCAGGAAUCAUAUCCUGAAGAUUACAAACUCUUAUCUUUGGGCAAGCCCUUACAGUCGAAAAGUAGACUGCUUUCGUUAACACCCUUCUUAGACGAUCAGAAAUUAAUACGUGUCGGUGGUCGUCUUAAUAAUGCUUAUUAUAGUUACGACAUUAAGCAUCCAAUCUUAUUGUGUAGCAGGCAUCACCUUACCAAACUGCUCUUUGACAUGCAACAUAUGGCAUUAUUGCACGCCCCACCUCAGCUGUUGCUAGCAAGCGUUCGGCAAAAAUACUACCCACUGGUGGAAGAAACCUGGCGCGCCACUUAGUGUAUAAAUGCGUUCGCUGCAUCAGGUUCAAGGCUAGACCUUUUCAAGUGUCAAUGGGCAACUUGCCUAUCGAUAGGACACAGUUGGAAUAUCCCUUUUUGCACACGGGAAUGGAUUUUGCCGGACCAGUGCUGAAAGCUGACCGUAAGGGUAGGGGUAGCAAAACAAUUAAAUCAUAUAUAUUGGUAUUUGUUUGUCUUGCAGUCAAGGCUCUUCACUUGGAACUUGUCACAAGUCUAACGACAGAGUCGUUCCUUGCUGCUCUCCGCCGCUUCAUGAGUCGUCGGGGAAAGCCUCAAACUCUUUAUUGUGACAACGGAACUUCGUUUGUCGGGGCAUCAAACGAACUUAGUAACUUUUUAAAACAUAAUCACGAUAAGCUGCAGUCAGGUAUGGCAGAAAACCUUAUUAACUUUAAAUUUAGCCCGGCUUACUCACCACACUUCGGCGGACUUUGGGAAGCCGCAGUAAAGUCAACCAAAUAUCAUCUCAAACGCAUUUUAUCUCUUACACAUUUAACGUAUGAAGAAUUAAAUUGUUGCCUGAUUCAGAUUGAAGCGAUUCUGAAUUCUAGACCCCUUACCCCUUUAUCUUCUGAUCCAUCUGAUCUUACCUACCUAUCACCCUCUCACUUCCUUAUUGGAUGUUCUCUUCUGUCAGUCCCACAAGAACCUCUGACUGAAGAAAACAUCUCACGGCUCGAAAGGUUCCAGAGAGUUGAAAAACUCAAGCAACAUUUCUGGAGCCGCUUUUCUAAUGAGUAUGUUACUCUCCUCCAGCAUAAGACGAAGUGGCACACCUCGACAGACCAGCUGCAAGUCGGGACUAUGGUCUUGGUCAAGGACCGCGCACUUCCACCUCUCCUGUGGCUGCUGGGACGCGUCACGAAGCUGUACCCGGGCACGGACAACGUCACCAGAGUCGCUGACGUACGCACGAAGAAAGGAGUCAUCCGUAGGGCGUAUAACAACUUGUGCCCCCUCCCUAUUACUUAACUUGUUAUCAUCUUCACUCUGUUUAAUUAUUGUUCGAUUUCUUAACUUCCAUCUAUUGUUCUUUGUUUUUUGUUGAGUAUCUCAACGCCCGGGAGUAUGUUGCGACUGCAACUUAAUAUUAUAUAAAAAACAAUGCAGUAGCUAAACGCAGCCGUCGGGCUCGGCUAUUAUUCGGAGGCUUUUUAAAAGCACCAAUAGGAGCGCUCCACAUAAUCUGUAUCGCGGCCAAUUGGAAGCAUUUAAAUCUAAACCUUUUUGUACUGAUCAAGUCAAAUAUUGCAAAUCACUCUUGCAUCAUCCUCCAUACUUUCAACACCUACUUUCUACAUUGAACCGUUUUGGCAAGAACCCUUGUAAACCAGUACCUUUGGGAAGAUUAUACUUCACUUCAUUAUAAAUCGAAGUUUUAUUUAAGUCGUCGAGGCCCUGACCUGCAC